This is a messenger RNA of Bathycoccus prasinos, 864 nucleotides long. RefSeq names its product 50S ribosomal protein L25/general stress protein Ctc. NCBI's taxonomy places the organism in Eukaryota, Viridiplantae, Chlorophyta, Mamiellophyceae, Mamiellales, Bathycoccaceae. Bases 1 to 864 code for a protein of 287 amino acids. The record is from RefSeq and is a predicted model, not a curated record. Gene Ontology annotation, biological process: translation. Gene Ontology annotation, molecular function: 5S rRNA binding; structural constituent of ribosome. The transcript has a single exon. Gene Ontology annotation, cellular component: cytosolic large ribosomal subunit; ribosome.
AUGGCUGCUCCUCCUGGAGGUUCUUUCGCCGGCGCAGUCGUGGCGUUGUUGCGACUGUCUCGGACAUCGCUUCUGAGAGAAGGAGGAGGAAAUGGAGCGAGAGGUUUCUCUUCAUCCUCUCUUCAUCUUCUGAGGGAACAACAACAACAACAAGAAGAAGAAGAAGACAAAGAAUUUGGUGGUGGUGGUGAGUUCACCAAAUCGAACGAAGAAGAGAGACGAAACUCCGCCGCAGAUUCGUCAUCAUCGUCUGAUACUAAUACUAAUAAUAAAAUACUACGACUGAUCGCGCAUGACCGAGAAAAAGCCGGACGACUCUCGGCGAACAGAGCGCGCAAAGACGGUUUUAUCCCGUGCGCGGUAUUUAAGCAAGGAGAAAUAGAAAAGACGAGCGAAGUGUGCGCGGUGAGCGAGAGAGAGGUGGAGAAACUUUUGCGAAAGUUUACGAAAUAUGGUUUGAGAACGAAACUUAUCGAUAUCGUUUUGGACGAUGGGAAACGGACGGUUAAAGCGAUUCCGCAGCAAAUACAAAUGCACGCGUAUAAGAAUCAGGUGAAUAAUAUCACGUUCAUGCGAGUUGAUCCGGAGACGAUUGUAAAAGUACCGAUACCGGUGAAAGUGACGGGACAGGAUGACUGUCCGGGGACCAAGCUAGGCGCGUUUGUGAGUCACACGAGGAAGACGAUCAAGGUGAAAUGUCGGAGCGAUCAGAUUCCAGAGGCGUUUUUCGUGGACGUAUCGAACAUGAACGUGAAAGAUAACGUUAAGAUUGCCAAUUUAGAUAUUCCAGAAGGAGUUGUGAUUUGCGAACACGACUUGGAAACGCCUAUCGUGAAGAUGGCAGGAAAAUUGAAGAAAUCUUAA